Messenger RNA from Cryptomeria japonica (Japanese cedar), 2577 nucleotides. Its product is annotated as ceramide kinase. The record is from RefSeq and is a predicted model, not a curated record. Gene Ontology annotation, molecular function: kinase activity. The coding region runs from base 221 to 2284 and encodes 687 amino acids. Lineage: Eukaryota; Viridiplantae; Streptophyta; Pinopsida; Cupressales; Cupressaceae. The transcript is spliced from 12 exons.
UAAAUUAACAGAUGCUUUUAGCUUUUAUACUAUAACAAAUAUAUUUGCUGCUAUUCAUCUAGCGUAUAAAUUGCUUCUGUUUCGCGUCCUAAAUUUGGCUGGAAACACAUUUCCUCUGUUUCUUUUCCAAUUGCGAUGAGAUUUCCUCCAAACAUGCUAACUAAAGUUGAAAAUUCCAUAAAAUUCUCUUAAGCACCAAAAUAUUUUGUGCAGAAUAAUCAUGAAAGGGCUUUCAGAAAAUCAUCUGGUAGAAGACGGACUUGAAAAUUUGGUGGCAGACGGUCCUCCUCCUCAGUCGAGCUUGCGCUCACGCUUCAUAUUGGAGGGCGAAGGCGAAGUCGAAGCGCUUCUUACCGACAGAUGUUUGUCAUGUCAUCAUUGCGCCGAAGACACGGAGAGAAGUAGCACAACUUGCUGGGGGUUAACUACUGUUUCUGAAAUGCCAACUGAGCUGUUACUAUCCAAUAUUUAUGCUGUGGAGCUUGCUGGUAGGGGCUCAGUUCAUGAAACAAAAGCUGCAGCAGCAACAUACUGUUUAUUGGGUAUCGAUUCAAAGGUUUUGGAAUAUUUUUAUCGAUUUGUUGUCCACUUUGUUCAAAAGUCAAGUAAACAACAUUCUGUUUGGAUACCAAAGACACUUGUCUUUGGCCAUCCAGAUCCAGAGACGUGUACACUAUGGUUUGAGCGAAUCCAUAACAUCAUAACAUCGGAUGUCAAGAGGCCAAAAAAUCUUUUGAUAUUUGUAAAUCCCCUUAGUGGAAAGAGGCAUGCUUCCAAAACAUGGGAAGGAGUUCAAUCUUUUUUUGAUCGUGCAAAAAUAAUUACCAAGGUGGUGACAACACAAAGGUCUGGACAUGCAUUUGAUAUUAUGAAGGAGAUUACAAAUGACGAGCUUAACUCUUAUGAUGGAGUUGUUACUGUGGGUGGGGAUGGUUUCUUUAAUGAAGUUUUGAAUGGUCUUCUUAUGGGGAGACAUAAAGCUCCUUAUCCACCAACUCCCUCUGAAGUUCAAUAUUACAUUCAAGAAGAUGCCAGCACUAUACAUGGACACUCUAAAGAUCUCAAACUUAAAGAACAUGCGGUUCAACCAGUUCAAUCAGUAGAAGAGCAGAGUGAACUUGAUUCUCUUCCACCCUCACAUCCUCUUCUUCAGGAAUCUGUUGCCUCUAGAAUGGAAACUUCUCAUUCCAGCUGUAGCUUAGCAUCUGAGUACAAUGCCUUUCCUGAUACAAUUGCUGAGGGUGAGGACUUUGUAGAUCAGGCUUCUGAAAGUUCUGCUACAAAUCUCAGAACACAAUAUAGAAUGAUCCGUCUGGGCGCAGCACAGGAUAGAGUGCAAGGGUCUUGUGUAAAAGAAGAGGCAACUACUUUGUUUCCUCUCCCAAAUCCAUCAUUCAGAAUUGGAAUUAUACCUGCAGGCUCAACUGAUGCCAUAGUGAUUAGCACUACUGGUGCUCGGGAUCCUGUUACUUCUGCAAUGCAGAUAAUUCUUGGUAAAAGAAUAGCACUUGAUAUUACUCAAGUAGUAAGCUGGAAAAGCAAUUCCAAGUCACCUGAGGAGGCACCCCGUGUUCGCUAUGUAGCCUCUUUCGCAGGGUAUGGGUUUUAUGGCGAUGUCAUCAAGGAGAGUGAGUCAUAUAGGUGGAUGGGACCUGCUCGAUAUGAUUAUUCUGGAACCAGUGUGUUUAUGAGACAUAGAUCAUAUGAAGCUGAAGUAGCUUUUGUUAAAGUACCAGACCAUACUGCUCCUUAUGCAACCAAAAGUGGGCUAUCUGGUGGCCAAACAAAUGUAGGUGGAAAGCGAAAAGAAGAGAUAUGUCGUGUAAACUGUACUGUUUGUGCUGAUGGGAUAAAUUCUGAACCUUCAGUGUCUACUGGUGGGCUAGAAAUGUUAUCUCACACUAGAUCGCAGAUUCCAAGGUGGUUGAAAGCAAAAGGACUCUUUCUUAGUGUGGGUGCUGCUGUGAUGUCUUGUCGGAAUGAGAAAGCACCAGACGGGGUUGUGGCUAAUGCUCAUCUGGCUGAUGGAUUUUUGCACCUUGUACUUAUAAGAGAAUGCUCACGUGCUUCAUAUCUUUGGCAUCUCUUGAAACUUACCAGAAAGGGUGCAAAUCCUCUAGACUUCAAAUUUGUUGAGCACUAUAAGACAUCAGCAUUCACCUUUGUAUCUCAUGGUCAAGAAAGUAUAUGGAAUGUGGAUGGAGAGCUCUUUCCUGCACACCAGCUUUCUGCACAAGUAUUUCGAGGGCUGAUUACCUUAUUUGCUUCUGGUCCUGAAGUUUAAUUUGCAUUCACCAAAUGAAUAUAAGUCUUGUUUAUUUAUGGUUUCACCUGCUGCUAGAAUUUGAACCAUAUGCAGUCAUUCUUUCAACUAUACAAUAAAAUAUCUAUUGCAGAAGCAAUACAUAAUCAGGAAUAUAUUUUAAAUGUGUAAUUAUAGUGAUUAGUUUUUGCAGAAGCAUCGGAAGUUUAUGAAGAAAAUUAUUCUGACCCCAAUUACUAGUCCCCACAUUAAUACUUCGUCAUUUACUUUAUCUGAAAUAAAAGAAGCACACAAGAAUCUGUGGUUCUUUUUGA